Molecule: messenger RNA, 1200 nt
Organism: Alternaria alternata
Lineage: Eukaryota; Fungi; Ascomycota; Dothideomycetes; Pleosporales; Pleosporaceae
Exons: 1
Coding region: 1-1200 (399 amino acids)
Source: RefSeq, a predicted model, not a curated record
AUGUUCAACAAACAUACAACCACACUCCUGGCAGCUACACUACUGCCCCUCGCCAGUGCGUAUCAGCUCACGUUCUACGCAGGCUUCGACUGCAAUGGCGAGAGGCUCGAAACCCGACAAGCCGAUCAAGACGGUACCUGCUAUGACGCGGAGUACCUAGGGGGUAAUACUAACUCUGUCAACAUUAUUAAAGAAGUCGGUGACGACCCUAACUCUAUUGUCGCCUUCUACCCCCGCGACGUUGACUGCAGACCCGGCGACUCCAUUUCGGCUGGCAAUACGGGUUGUGUCAACGUCUACCAAGACGAUCAGUUCUUCGGCGGUUACAACGUCAUCAGCGGUGAAUUCAAGCGCAGAGACGUUCAAGAAGAGGCACCAGCGGAGCCAAAGUCUGCCCUGGGCAUUACUCACGGCGACUUCUUCGAGCUUGACGGUGAACUCUGGCGCUGGAAACAGAUCGCCCUCGAUGCCUUCUCUGGUGUUAAACCUGAGGAUUGGGCAGGUGAGGUUCGUGUGGCCAGCUUUGCGCCUCUCGAGUUUAGCCGAGACUAUCCUUUCAACUUCACAGAAUACGAUCUCAAGCAUCCCUCGUCAACCCCGCAAGAACGUGCCAUCGUGGCUGAUGCUCGAGACGAACCGGGCUUCAGUCCUGUUCAGUCGAGUGAGCUAGCAGAGCUCGUACCACGUCAACGCGACAUCUGCCGCAGGGUUCGAGACUGUGUCUACGGCUUCCCUAUUUUGGCCAACUUCUACUUUCCCGCGCAAACAGAAGCCGUAGUCAACAUGGUUAACGCUGCCAAACCUGCAGCGCAGUCUAUCUGGCGCUUCCUCAACAACCCGUACAUCGCCAACUUCCCAACGGGCAUAGCCACUGGUGCCAUCGGCAUGUAUUUUUCUGGCACUGCACCAGGCUGUUCUCCUAAUGAUGAGUCGGAAGCUGUUCGCACCACCAUCAACGAAGGAACCACUGCCUCCAGCCGUGUUAGCGCAUGUUCUACUGAGGUCUACGGAAACCCCGGUUAUCCAGGUACGCUCAGCACUGUCAUUGUACCUCCCGAGCAGCGAGGUACUGGAAUCUGCAACACCCCUGUUACAGAUCCUUCGCCAGGAAGGUUUGCGCUCUCGCGUCAUAAGCGCGCGCUGUACUCCAAUGUCCCCGGUUUCGAAGAGUGGGUGAAGACGAAGGACUUCUCUAUUUGA